Molecule: messenger RNA, 1365 nt
Organism: Helianthus annuus (common sunflower)
Lineage: Eukaryota; Viridiplantae; Streptophyta; Magnoliopsida; Asterales; Asteraceae
Product: ubiquitin carboxyl-terminal hydrolase 12
Exons: 8
Coding region: 100-1095 (331 amino acids)
Molecular function (GO): protein binding
Source: RefSeq, a predicted model, not a curated record
AAGUCUCCGGCCUCACCUGCUUCCUUUCUCCAUCAAAGUUGACGUUUUUCAUACGGAAGCCCUUCACCGCCGAUCAUAUCCCGCUACCGAUCUCCGUCGAUGACUCUCACGACUCCGCCUCCCAUUGAUCCAGAAGAGGAAGAGAUGUUAGCCCCACAUUCUGAGUUUGUUGCUGCUGAAGGAUCUGAACCAGUGGAAGAAACUGCUAAUUCUGUGGAUGCACCAAAAGUUGAUGAUCCGCCAAAAGUUGAUGAUCCGCCAUCAGAAAGGUUCACUUGGACAAUAGAGAAUUUCUCAAAAUUGACUCCCAAAAAGGUGUACUCUGAUGUUUUCGUUGUUGGAGGAUAUAAAUGGCGAGUGCUCAUAUUCCCGAAAGGUAACAACUCGGACCAUUUGUCAGUUUAUCUUGAUGUUGCUGAUUUUGCCACAUUGCCAUAUGGUUGGAGUAAAAAUAUUCAACUUAGCCUAGCUGUGGUUAACCAAGUUAAUAGCGACUUCACCAUACGCAAAGAUACCCAACAUCGGUUCAAUGCACGAACAAAAGAUUGGGGUUUCACGUCAUUUAUGCCUCUUUCUGACCUAUAUGACCCCAGUAAAGGAUAUCUUUUGAAUGAUACAUUCAUGGUUGAAGCUGAUGUGGCAGUUGUUGAUCCACCAACAACAAGGUUCACAUGGACAAUAGAGAAUUUCUCAAAAUUGACUGACAAAAUGCUGUGGUCUGAUGUUUUCUUUGUUGGAGGAUGUAAAUGGCGAGUGCUCAUAUAUCCGAAAGGGAACAACACAGACCAUUUGUCAUUAUAUCUUGAUGCUGCUGAUUCCAUCACAUUGCCAUAUGGUUGGAAUAGACAUGCUCAGUUUAGCCUAGCAAUGGUUAAUCAAAUUCAUAGUGAAUCCACCAUUCGAAAAGAUACCGAACAUCGGUUCAAUGCACAAGAAAGUGACUGGGGUUUCACGUCAUUUAUGCCACUUAGUGACCUAUAUGACCCGGGUAAAGGAUAUCUUCUGAAUGAUACAUGCAUAGUUGAAGCUGAUGUGGCAGUCCUGGAGGUUGAUGUGAAAGAUUCAAUACCUAAUCUGGAUGGCUUAUCGAUAUGAUUAGGGUGGUUCGGUUUGGUCUAGAAGGGGGGUUUGGAGGAGAUCAAAAGUGUAGGGACUACAAGUUUAAGUUUGGUUUAAACUUAGUAUUUAUGUUUGUUUGUGAUUGUCUUUUUGUUUGUGUAUAUCGAUUAAGGGUCAGUAGCAUUAGAGUUGUGUUAUGAUUCCUUAAAGUAAUCUUGUAUUUAUGUCGUCGUAGUUUUUGACUUAUCGAGCAUGUGAAUUCCUUUUAUUCUGAUAAAUGAAACAAGAGUCGAUCGUCCAGAUCAA